AUGAGUGAUCCUAUAAUUAGCGAGCAAUAUUAUUUCAACGAAUCGUACGAUGUGAAUGCUAAUUAAAUUGAUUUUUCUGGAAUACCAGAUUCAUUUUUGAAUAAUUAGCCAUAAAAGAGAUAACAAUUUCCAAAAAUCUAAAUUUUCGAUGAAGCUGACAGUGGGAUAAAUAAUUUGGAACCCAAUCAGAUUCAAUUUGAAGAAAUAAAGAUGGAUAGGCUUCGAAUAAAGAAUGACAGCUCCAUAGAUGCCUAGCCUAGAAGUGGGAGUGACGGGGAUAACUCAAUCGAUGCAAGUUUGAAUAACCGAAGAAGGAGGAGGUCAAAAAAAUAUUCAAAAGAAGAAUAAAAACAUUUAAAAGAUUCAUUGUAAUCUUAGAUCAUUUUGAAUCUAGGGCAGACAAAGAGCACUUACACUAAUAAAAUCCAGAAUUUGGUGAAAAAUGAAAAUAACGGGCGAUUAUUGAUCACAACUAAAGCCAGACAAUCAAGGAGUUAAUAGAAAUUGGAAAGGAAAAAUGAACAGUAGCUUUAAAUGAAUCUUGAACAUAGUGACUAGUCUUCAUCUGAAAAUCCAGAUUCGCUUAAUGAUGGAAAUAUGGAUCCUAGUCGUUUAAAACAAGUGAAGAACCGAGAAUCAGCCAGGAAUUCAAGAGCAAGAAAAAAAAUAUAUUUUGAGUUAUUAGAGACAAGAGUUCAAGAGUUAUAGGAUGAAAAUGACAAACUUAGAGAAUAAUGUACUACUUUAUCAAAAUCAAUUGAAAAUUUCAAUAAAUAGCAAGAUAAGUUUUCUUAAUUCUUAGAAUAGUAAGAGAAACUAUUCGAGAGAUUAGAGGAUUGCAUUAAAUAAGGCAAAGAUGCAACAGAAAUCGAAAUCUUGCUGGAUGCAUUGAAAUAUAGAACAUCAUCUAAUAAAUAAGAGAGAAUAGAUGCUGCAAAAUCCUAUUCCUAUUCAAUCUUAGAUGUUUGUUUACCCUUACAAACAAAAUACUUAUUUAGUAUUUUAGAUGACAAAGACUUCUUUUCUAAAGAUUCGAGAAAUUACACUGACUAUUUGAGAGAUGUCUUUAAGAAAAUUGAUACAAAAACUGAUGACUUUGGAAAUAAUGAAAAAAUUAAAUAAAAGCUAGGAUCAGCAAAAUAGAAUAUGCAUGAUUCGUUUAAGAAGAUAAAAAAGGAGAUUAAAUUAAUUUAGAGUGAGGCAGGAAAGGUAGAUUUGUUGUGGGAGUAAUUGAAAGAGAAAUUAUAACCUCAAAUACUGGCAUAGUGUUUGAUAACACUGCAUAAGGUAUAAAGUGCAUUAAGUAUGUAGAAUGAAUUUCGAGCAGAGUUUUAGGCAUCUACCUUAUUUAAGAGACAAAAAGACAAAAAAGAGUAAGUAGGAAUGUCAAUCGAAUAAUAGUUAUUGUAGCGAAAGUAAGUAAAAAAAUGUAAUUGA
This is a messenger RNA of Paramecium tetraurelia, 1437 nucleotides long. RefSeq lists its product as uncharacterized. NCBI's taxonomy places the organism in Eukaryota, Ciliophora, Oligohymenophorea, Peniculida, Parameciidae. Gene Ontology annotation, molecular function: RNA polymerase II cis-regulatory region sequence-specific DNA binding; DNA-binding transcription factor activity, RNA polymerase II-specific. The record is from RefSeq and is a predicted model, not a curated record. Gene Ontology annotation, biological process: endoplasmic reticulum unfolded protein response; regulation of transcription by RNA polymerase II. The transcript is spliced from 7 exons. Gene Ontology annotation, cellular component: nucleus.